Molecule: messenger RNA, 2489 nt
Organism: Corythoichthys intestinalis (scribbled pipefish)
Lineage: Eukaryota; Metazoa; Chordata; Actinopteri; Syngnathiformes; Syngnathidae
Gene: znf384b
Product: zinc finger protein 384 b
Exons: 10
Coding region: 156-1853 (565 amino acids)
Biological process (GO): regulation of transcription by RNA polymerase II
Cellular component (GO): nucleus
Molecular function (GO): DNA-binding transcription factor activity, RNA polymerase II-specific; RNA polymerase II cis-regulatory region sequence-specific DNA binding
Source: RefSeq, a predicted model, not a curated record
CGAGGGAAAAAAAAAAAAAAAAAACUUAAAAAAAAAAAAAAAAAAUACUUCCUCGUGUUUCCCUCCCCCCAUUCACACGUUUGUGGGAAUUGUAUGCAAUUUGCAGCGGGGGAAGAAGCGUCGGGGUGGGGGCGGGAGGCCCAUUGUACGGAAUCAUGGAAGAUAAUUUCAACUCAUCCUAUUUCUGGUCUCCCAUCCCACCAGGACAGCUCGAGAAUGCCAUGUUCCUGAACAAAGUGAAAGAGCAUCAAGAAAAGAAUGCGUCCUUUCCUCCGUCCUCUGCGUCCCACUAUCAAACUGCCCUGCUCACCAUUCCGACGCCGGCAGGCAAGACUGAUGUAGGCGGGCAUACUGUCGGCGCACAACACUUGCACCCGCCACACAGCAGCCAGAACAUCACCGUGCUGCCCGUGCCCUCUACGGGGAUCAUGACGGCAGCGGGACUGGUCAUCACGACUCCCCAAGGAACGUUAGUGUCUCCCACAUCCUCGCAAUCCUUCAUGUCUGCACACCCACCAACCACCAUGAUUGUCUCUGCCGUUCAUUCGCCAGACAAAAAAGAGGACGGGACGUCGCACGUGGUGGUGAUGCCGGCGCCGUCCAAGCGAGGCCGCAAAAAGAAAUGCAUGGUCGGAGAGGGCAAUGAAACAGUCAUACUGGCUCAGCUCAGUACUGGUGGACAGGUGACAUCUUUGCAUCAUCCCACCCGGGAUCCAUACGAUCUGACCAACGAAGACGAUGAGCCCGGGCUGAAGGACAGCACUAAAACCUACAGGUGCCGGAUGUGCCCGGCGACCUUCUUCAGUAAGUCAGACAUGCAGAUCCACUCCAAGUCGCACACAGAGGAUAAACCUCACAAGUGUCCGCACUGCGCCAAGUCAUUCGCCAACUCCAGCUACCUGGCGCAACACAUCCGCAUCCACAGCGGGGCCAAGCCUUACACCUGCUCCUACUGCCAGAAAUCAUUCAGGCAGCUCAGUCACUUACAGCAGCACUCACGUAACCACACGGAGUCGAAGCCUCAUAAGUGUCCACAUUGCACCAAGUCAUUCGCCAACUCCAGCUACCUGGCCCAGCACCUGCGAAUCCACACUGGCGUGAAACCUUACACCUGCUCCUAUUGCCAGAAAUCAUUCAGGCAGCUCAGUCACCUUCAGCAGCACAACAGAAUUCAUACAGGAGAUCGGCCGUACAAAUGUUCAUAUUCAGGAUGUGAGAAAUCCUUCACGCAGCUCUCCAAUUUACAGUCGCACCGCCGUCAGCACAACAAAGACAAACCUUACAAGUGCUCCAACUGCAACAAAGGCUACGUGGACGCCGCAAGCCUGGAGGUGCACAUGGCUAAACACACGGUCAGGCACGCCCGAAUCUACUCGUGCGGCCUCUGCAAUCGCACGUACACCUCAGUAAGACCGCUAUGCAAUUGUGAAGAGAAUUCCCAAUGGCCUCACUGGCGCCACACGCCCGCCAGCAGCCACUUUACACCGUAUAGUCAUGUGUCCACUGUCUCCCCUCUACCUUCACCCCAGGAGACGUAUCUUGUGAAACACAUGGAGAAACACGGCCAAGAGCAGAUGAACGCGUCGGACCCCAGACAGGCGGCCCGCGCUCAGCCCGCGGCUCGGAGUCAGGCGGAAGGCUCGGAAGGCGCAGCGACUCGGGCCGGACACGGCCAAAGCGGGUACAACCAUCCGGAUGCCAUGCCCUGUUCUUUCGACAUGCACCAGUACAAGACUGUGUCCGCAAGCGACAUCCAGUACAAACCCGUCAGCGUGGCGGACAUUUCUUCUCACAAGGACCUCUGCUUAACUGUGUCGUCUUCCAGCAUCCAAGUGGAGCACCUCAACUCAUAGAGAUAGAGGGGAAAGAAAAAGGACAUAAAAGCAAUACUAAAAUGGAAAAGAGAACUUUCAGAACUGUGCCUGGAAAUAUUUUGUUUUGCGUCAACAGGACAAUGUGCUUUUUAUUUUACUGAAGUGUCCUAACGGAAUUUGUGUGAAAGACUGCAAUGAAAUGAUUUACAGUCCAUCACACUGAUGGUUUUAAAUUGGAGAAGCAAGCAAGCAAGCUUAUUGUCGUUUUAUCACCUUCUGCUCUUCCGUACAAAUACAGCGCGCGGGUCAUAACCAUGUUAUGCUCCAGGGAGUAUUUGAAAUGACUUUUUACAUCAGUGUUAUUACCUUUUACUGCGUGUCACGCUUUCUUUCUUAAAGGGACAUAAAAGUUAUUUCCUUUUCAGGAAAUUAAAAACAGAUAAUCAUAUAUACUGUAUGUAGAUCAGAUAAAGAGUGACAUUUAUGUGCGUAUGUAUAUGUAAUGUACACCCAAGUGCAGGCUCUUGCGUUAUAAUCUCAUCCCUCUGCUUUUUUUUCUUGCUAAUGUGGACGUGUGUCAAGCGAUAUAUGAUUUCAGAUUGUUUCUAAUACUCUCAUGAAUUCACUUGCACAUCUGACAUUUUUUGAUAAUGAACAAUAAACCUUUGGAACCUC